Molecule: messenger RNA, 2184 nt
Organism: Eublepharis macularius
Lineage: Eukaryota; Metazoa; Chordata; Lepidosauria; Squamata; Eublepharidae
Gene: TULP1
Product: TUB like protein 1
Exons: 13
Coding region: 1-1992 (663 amino acids)
Biological process (GO): protein localization to cilium
Cellular component (GO): cilium
Molecular function (GO): actin filament binding
Source: RefSeq, a predicted model, not a curated record
AUGACUUACCCAGAGACAUCCAGCAAUCUUUAUGAAGGGAGCACUUGGACUCAACCAGACCUCCUCCCACCUGGCCCCACAGGGCACUUUACCUCUGCGGUCACGGUGGCUGGACUCGGAGGCUUGGGAGGGGGGAUCCCAGGGGGCCAGGAGGAUGCCAGGUGGGCUGCCACAGCGGACAGUAACCCCAACACCGGGGAAGGCAGACCACAGAAAGCCCCAGCACGUGGGGGAAACCCUGAAGAGACGCAGCGGCUGCUGCAGGUGGGACCACCACCAGCAGGGCCACCUCCACCCUAUAGCAGCCAGAGCAGGGACAGCGUGGCUGGGACAGCACCAGGGAAGUGCACCGGGGCUGGGGUACUGGGGACACACCUACCCCACGAUGCAGUGGAAUACGAGGGGGAAGAGUACCCCAGCCCAUGGCUAACCAGGGUGGAGAAGCCAAAAAAGAAACAGCAGGAAGCCACGCAGGAAGCAAAGCCAAAGAAAUGCAGAGUGAAGAAGCCAGAGGAAUCAAGCCCUGCAGAGGAGCCCAGCCUCCCCACUCAGGCUGGUGUCAAAAAAGUGAGAAAGAAGAAGGAAGAGAAGCUGGAAGUAGUAAAUGAGAAGGACCCGUAUGCUAAAUUCAUUAAAGAUCCUAAGAAAAAGAAGGAAAACCCAUCAUCUCACUUCAGUGUGGCCAGGACCCAGAAAAAGAGACAAGAGGACUCUGAAGAAGAGGAAGAUGAAGAGGAGGAGGAAGAAGAAGUAGAAAGUGAAGAUCCCCCCAAAAAGCCAAAAAGGAAGGUCCAUAAAGAUACUCCAGCUAGUGAAAGUAAGGAAAAGAAGUCCAAAAGUAAAGGAGACAAAGCUGAACCUGAGGCCAAGACCAAAGCUGCAAAAACACUGAAGAAGGAGCCAACCUCUGUGUUCCAAGUUAAUGGAGACAAGAAAGACAAAAAAGUUAAAAAGAAAGUUCUGAAAAACAGUGAGGCUGAGGAUGAAUCUGACUCCAGCACCAAGCCAAUGAAACCUGAGAAAAAGAAGAGCUCAGCAUCUAUGUUUCAUGCUGGGGGAGAAGGCCCUAAGGAGAGGAAAACACGAAAGAAAGCUGCUGCCAAAACAACUGAAAAUGAAAGUGAGGAAGACCUCACAGCAGAAACAGCUCAGAAGAACACCAACAAGAAAGGAAAAGGAAGGAAGUCCAAGAAGAAGGAAGAGAGGCCUCCCUCUCCCGUCAUAGAAGUGGACAACCUGGAGGAAUUUGCAUUACAGCCAGCUCCUCAGGGAGUGACUAUCAAGUGUCGAGUCACUCGAGAUAAGAAGGGGAUGGAUCGGGGCCUCUAUCCUACAUACUACCUUCACCUUGAUAAUGAUAAAAAGGUUUUCCUCCUGGCUGGUCGGAAGCGCAAAAAGAGCAAGACCUCUAAUUACUUGAUUUCUGUUGAUCCAACUGACUUGACUCGAGAUGGAGGGAACUUCAUUGGAAAGCUGAGAUCCAAUUUGAUGGGCACAAGAUUUUCAGUGUUUGAUAACGGCGUAAAUCCUGACAGAGCAAACUCUGAUUGGUCAAACGUGCGCCAGGAGCUUGCAGCUGUUAUUUAUGAAACAAAUGUAUUGGGAUUCAAGGGACCUCGAAAAAUGACCAUGGUCAUCCCUGGAAUGAAUUCAGACAAUGAAAGGGUUCCUAUCCGACCCCGAAAUGAUAAUGAUGGGCUGCUGCUGAGAUGGCAGAACAAGAUGAUGGAAAACUUAAUUGAACUGCACAACAAAUCGCCAACUUGGAAUGACGAGACCCAGUCCUAUGUGCUGAAUUUCCACGGCAGGGUCACCCACGCCUCUGUCAAGAAUUUCCAGAUUGUGCACAGCAAUGACCUUGACUACAUCGUCAUGCAGUUUGGCCGGGUAUCUGAUGAUGCUUUUACCAUGGACUACAACUACCCACUUUGUGCAGUGCAAGCAUUUGCCAUAGCCCUGUCCAGCUUUGAUGGGAAGUUGGCCUGUGAAUAGCACUCCUGGGAUCCUAACAUGGCUAGGUUGUGCUUAAUCUGGGACACCGUGGCAAAAUUCCUUCUCUCUGGAGUGGCUUCUGCAGACUUCAGUUUACCUUAAUGAUACAAGGCAAAGGAGACGUGUGGACCAGGAAUAGCCUUGCAAGUGUUUUACUAAAUGUUGCCAAUGCACAACUGGAUAUGGUUUCUG